Molecule: messenger RNA, 1051 nt
Organism: Aspergillus eucalypticola CBS 122712
Lineage: Eukaryota; Fungi; Ascomycota; Eurotiomycetes; Eurotiales; Aspergillaceae
Product: NAD(P)-binding protein
Exons: 3
Coding region: 80-982 (300 amino acids)
Cellular component (GO): cytoplasm
Molecular function (GO): oxidoreductase activity, acting on the CH-OH group of donors, NAD or NADP as acceptor
Source: RefSeq, a predicted model, not a curated record
CUCUUUUUCACCAUGCUUUCGUUCUGACUACGCUUCAUCUAGCACCCACAUUAGACACAGGCGUUUAGUACAAACAAAAAUGCCAGGGCUUGACCCUCACGGAAAGAAGGCCAUCAUCACUGGUGGUGGCUCAGGGAUUGGUUUUGCUCUCGCAAAGGCACUGUAUGAAGCCGGCUGCUCCGUCCUUGUAGCCGACCUUGGACUUCAUCCCUCAGCGAAGCAAUGGCUCCGUAUGGUCGAAGCCCGUCCGGGGCCGAAGAUACAAUUCCAGAAGACGGAUGUGACCGACUGGACACAACUCGAAAGGGCCUUUGAUAUCCUGGAGAAGGAGUUUGGAGAGGCUCCAGAUAUCGUUGUCCCUGCUGCUGGAGUGUACGAGCCGUCCUCUAACGGCUUUUGGGACGAUUCGGACAGCGCUUCACAGUACAAAGUCUUCGAGGUGAAUAUCACGCAUCCGAUCAAGAUGUCCCGAAUGGCUAUCCGGAGGCUGUGCCGCGCUCGAAAGCCAGGCGUCAUCGUCCACGUCUCCAGUAUAACAGCCCAGAUUCCCAGUGUCGUCAAUCCUCUUUAUUCAGUUUCGAAGCAAGCGGUCAGCCAGUUUGUAAGAUGUAUGGCGCCAUUGGAGGGUUUGGCGGGUAUUCGAGUUGUUGCCGUUGCCCCUGGGGUGGUGGACACGCCUCUCUUUCGUGACAGUGCUAAAGCUCGUCAGCAUAUAGAUUUGGAAAAGGACUUUGUCCUUCCUGCAGAGGAGAUCGUCAAGGCUAUUAAGUUCCUGGUGGCAAGCCCGAAAUACCCCUCGGGGACAGUGCUUGAAGUUGGCGAUAUCGGUGGAUGGCGAGAAGUAGGUUUAUUCCAUGAUUCUGGGCCUCAAGGACGCUCAACUCUGCCGAGACCAAAAGCGAAAAAUGCCAUCGCUCUUGUUGAGCAGGCUUUAAGAAAUGACGCUGCACAAGGUCAAAAGGAUGCUGAACCACAUCUGUAAGUUGGGACAGAGUUUCAAAUGUGUCAACAGAAAUGGAUAGUUGGUAUGGAGCCAAAAUAUAGCAAUCAG